Clupea harengus (Atlantic herring) is the source of this 2540-nucleotide messenger RNA. RefSeq lists its product as uncharacterized. The record is from RefSeq and is a predicted model, not a curated record. Gene Ontology annotation, molecular function: iron ion binding; monooxygenase activity; oxidoreductase activity, acting on paired donors, with incorporation or reduction of molecular oxygen. Gene Ontology annotation, biological process: sterol metabolic process. Lineage: Eukaryota; Metazoa; Chordata; Actinopteri; Clupeiformes; Clupeidae.
ACGCAUACAUAGAUAGCCUAUGGAGCAAGCGUAAAAUGUAGGCUCGUGGCAUGGAAUUUCUGUAGUUCUGUUAUUUUUUUUUAUUUCAAAAGAUAGUCAGUGUCCAGCUUUUCAUAACGUAGCCUCCUGCAUUAACAUGUAGCUACCAAAAUCAUCCGCUCGGAGGAUAAACACUUCCUGUAUUUUGAAACCGGCUACUCCAUGGAGACUGUACUUGUGUGUCUAGUCAAAUUCAGAGGCUGCGAUCUGAGGCAUUAAUGUGAAUUUAAAGUAGCCAACCAUAUGCUGGCUUUAGGUAGAAAAUGUUUAGGGUUAUUUGUAAUGCAUAUACCUGUUGGUCGCUUCUUAGGGUACUGACUUAGUUAUUCUACGCCUGUAUGACGAAAGGUAUCAGAGGGAUUAGAUGUGCUGUGUUUAAACAAAAGGAUGUCUAAAUUACCGGGAUCUACGGGAAUAUCACUUCUGGGUGACAAGUCACUGGAAUUUUAUCGGGACCCAAUAACUUUUUGCGAACGUCGCAUUGAGAAGCAUGGCAGCCGAAUAUUUCAAGCAAGGCUUCUCAACAAGUCAACAUCUUUCGUGUGCUCAGUGCAAGGGAUGAAAGAACUUCUAUGCGAUAAAUCAUCUGUGUUCCUGAAAGACCCCACUGAUGUCAUGACGUACAUGUAUGGAGACAACAUUGUUACGACCAAUGGGGAGGAGGCCAGUCUGCUUCGCUUGUCCCUCAUGAAUCUGUUCACGGGGAAGUGCCUGGCAUCCAGCUCUGAUUACAUCACCAGCGUUUGUGAGCGCAGCCUGAAGGACCUCUCCUCAAGUGCAGAGCCCCAGGCUGUCUACACCAUCUUCAAGAGGCUGGGCUCUGAGCUGGUGCUGGGCCUGUUCCUGAACAUCAAGGCAGAGGAGAAUCCAGAGGCGUUUGAGGAGAUCACUCAGCUCUGCACCCUCCACUGGCAUGGGAUCAUUUCAGCUCCUGUGAACGUUAGGAUACCCAUGUGGUCCUCUGGCUUCAGCACGGCCCUGGAAGCCAAAGACAAGCUCAUGGAGAUCAUCAAAGAGAAGUUGGAGCUGGAGCAAGAGGGGUUUGUGGGCUGUCUGCGGGCGCUCCCUCUGCCCGAUGCCAGCUGUGCCUCCCAGCACCUGCUGCUGUUCAUCUCGGCCCUCAUCCCCAAAGCACUCGCCUCCCUGCUCACCUCCUUCACGCUGGCGCUGUGUGGGCCCGACCAGGAAGAGGCCCGUGCUCGAGCCAGGCGAGAGCCUGCGUACCUGGACCAGGUGCUCCUGGAGGUGCAGAGGCUGUGGCCUCCUUUCAUCGGUGGGAGGCGAAUAGCUAGUCAGGACACCACACUGGGCGGCUACCACAUCCCUAAAGGCUCAGCAGCCAUGUACGUGAGCUACGGCGUCCAUCGCGACCCGGAGGUCUUCCACCAGCCAGAGGAGUUCAGGCCUGAGAGGUGGUCAGGAAGGAAUGCGGGGCAGGAGGGUCUGCUGUGCACUUUAGGGAAUGGCCCCAGGAACUGUAUUGGAGUGCAGCUCAACCACGUCUUUCUCAAGGCCGCGUGUGGCUAUCUGCUGCAGCACUACGACUGGAGCCUGAGUCCCUCGGACCAGACCCUGCAGUACAAAUGGCUGCCUGUCAGCAGACCAGAAGAUCCUCUGAUGGUCGUCUUCACCCCUCUCCGUGACCAGGCCUCACGUCAGCCCCAAGACUCCACACGGGAUACAUGCACACACACACAAGCUGAAGCAAGGAAGAACACUAAUGAUUGACAAGUAGACAGGCAAGAACUUGUAUAGGUUCACAGGCUUUAUAGGUUCAUAGGUUUCAUAGGUUCACAGGUUUUUCAUAAGAUUGUUGUAGUAGAUUCAUUGUAGUGCAAUAUGACUCUGUCAUUUUUGGGUAGGUAGGGGGGCAGUCUCUGUAGCAUUUGUAUUCCAUGGGAACCCCCCUUAACUAACCCCCAACCCCAUCCCUAACCCCCAACCCCCUCACUUUCAUUCCGUAGAGGACUAGUUUUCCUUCCAGUGUCUUGCAGCCUGAGACAGAGAGACUGUGAAUCCCCCACAGGUUAGUGAUGCCUAGUGACAUGAGAUGACUCUCUGCUGCUCACCCUUGUGUCUUGUCUUUUACUUCCCUUGCUUGGCUGUUCCUGCUGCUCUGGCUGCUGUCUGAAGAGUGAUCAGGAUCCUCAGUCCUUUCCAUUCUCUUCAGCUGCAUUGUGCUUGAUUAGCUCAUCUGGCUGUAAAGAGCCAUUGUGCUUCAUUAAGACAUGAUUAGCUCAUCUCACAGUAAGAUAUGUCACAGUAGGAACUACGGCGGUUCAUUAAGACAGGAAUGUUUGGCUUUUGUGGCCUUAAUCUUUUCAAAUGGGUUUUUUUUUUUUUUGUUUUUUUUUUUUUCAAUGAGGAAAUCCAAAAGACAGCAUCAGAAGAAAGACUCUAAUACAGACAUCAAGGAGUAUCCUCUGAGCUCCUCUCUUCUCCUACUGCUGCCUCCCUCGCUUUCUCUUUCUCUCUCUCUCUCUCUCUCUCUCUCUCUCGCU